Penicillium longicatenatum is the source of this 720-nucleotide messenger RNA. RefSeq lists its product as uncharacterized. NCBI's taxonomy places the organism in Eukaryota, Fungi, Ascomycota, Eurotiomycetes, Eurotiales, Aspergillaceae. The transcript is spliced from 4 exons. The record is from RefSeq and is a predicted model, not a curated record. The coding region runs from base 1 to 720 and encodes 239 amino acids.
AUGGGCAUGAACGGACCCAGAAUCAAAAACCCUUUGGAAGACCUACAGUGGGAAACAAGGCUCAAAGGCUUAGAGUCCGCCGACUAUGUGUUACACGUAGCAUUCAGCACCGUGGCGUUUUCGCCCAUGAAAUACGGCGUUGCACCGAAGUUCACUUGUGUACUCAGCAUGCGUGCAUCUAUGAGCGGAAGGAUCCUAGACAUCAAAGACCCCUCAGAGAUACCCUAUUGCAUCUGGCAUUCAGAGCAUCCAUUCCAGACGAUCCUGCGCGAAUUAAAAAAAGCAUUAUCCCAAAAUGAUGUAUCACGCGGCUCGCGCCUACCUUCUAAGGUCCAUAUCGCUGCCGAAGCUCGCGAAGCUAGCUUAGCGAGGAGUAACAUAGGCAGCGAGGCAAUAUACGAGUAUGGAAUGUCAAAUUAUUUGAAUUUUGAGAUCAUUAAUGAUGAUAAUCGAUCUGUCAAUAUUGACAUUCCUCCCAUAGAGAAUGACUUAGAUACCCCAGGCUUGAUUGACUUUCUCAAGUUGUCAAAUCGCAUGUUUAUGCCGAGGCUAAGGAGCAUCAAGUCGCUCAGCGCAGCCAGUGUAGAGGAAUUAAGAUUCAAUAUUAAAUACUUGGAGGACACCCACACUGCCAAAGUGCUGUAUUCCCUGCGCUCGACUACCAAUAGAGCUCUGUUUAAAGACGAGCCCUUCAAGUUAACAACUGCAGAGCAGUUCUGA